AGAGAGCAUCAUUAUGUUUGUAAAGGGUUUGGCAGGAGCGCUGUUCACAUCACUUUCUCUCUUUCAGUCGGACUGUAGCACGCGUUUAGUACUGCUAAAACACAACACUUUGAUCAUCACCAGACUCAGAAACUGCAGUUUUUUGCGACAAAUACUUAUGUCGUUUUACGCUUAAAACACUAAAACGAAGGAUUUGUAGCUUUUAUACAGACGUUAUGUGUCGUUUUCACCACAUAUAAAGUAUUACCUGGCUGGCUGCAAACUCUACCCGGACAUCGUUAUGAGCGCGAUGUGCACGAGUUACCAGAGCGCAGACAAGGGUUUCGUGAAGGGAUUUUCCUGUCCCAAUCCGGACACUGACAGUCGGGCUGCUUUCUGCUGUGGAUUUAGUGAUGUGAAGUACUGCUGUGACGAUCCCAACAGCUUUUUCCCUUAUGAAUAUGGAUACAUGUGGUGGCUCAGUGUUGGAGCUCUGGUUGGUUUGUCGAUAGCUGCUGUGGUCUUAAUGGUCUUCCUCAUCACUGUGUGUGUCCUCUGCUAUCUCUUCAUCGCUACAAAGCCUAGUCAAAGAGACAACGGCCUCACUCUUAGUAUGCCAGGAUUAGAAGCAACAUCUGAGCCUAGUCGAUCUUCUGGACCUCGAGGUUUCUGCAAGCGUUUUUUUAACCACAGACUAGACUGCGAAAACCGGCCUGCUGAUCCUGAGCGGCUAUUUCAGCGUUGCUUCACUGCAGCUGUCACAAAAGUCAACGUGGAAGAGCCCACAUAGAGAUCAAUUUCAUUUUAUAUAGAGUAAAUAACCUAAAACAUUUAACAAACUCUAAAUAUAAAGGUUCUAUUCAUUUUUGUUUUUGCUUUCUAUGCCUUUUUUUGUCUAUUAUGUUAUACAAUUUAUCUGGUAUAACAAUUAAUUUACACUGUAAAAAUGAUAUAAAAUUAACAUAUAUUUUUGUUACUUUAAUGUUUUAAUAUGUUGAAAUUGUUAUUUUCACAUAAUUUUUUACAGUGUACCUCAGCUUUUGUUAAUGUGCACUCAUUGUGUGUCAUAUAAGUGGGUGAUUCUCACGAAACCAUUGAAACACCACGGCACUAAUGAUUUUAGCUUUAAAAUGUGUAAUAUAGUAACAUUAAAAAGCAUCAGAAUUAACACAAUACUGUGUUCUACCUUGCACAAUGUGUGAUUUCAACAUAAGAAUUUAUAAUUGUAAAUGUUAUCUCAUUUUCUGCUGAAAUUCUCAUUACCGCAAUGUGUCCGGCUGUGUUUGAACAUGCGUUAUGUUGUAAUUUAAUCAAAUUAACACAAAAAUA
This is a messenger RNA of Misgurnus anguillicaudatus (oriental weatherfish), 1308 nucleotides long. Its product is annotated as protein shisa-like-2A. The record is from RefSeq and is a predicted model, not a curated record. NCBI's taxonomy places the organism in Eukaryota, Metazoa, Chordata, Actinopteri, Cypriniformes, Cobitidae.